GUUCGGGCAGAACUCAGAAUCGAGCUCUCUAAAACACAUUGGAAAGACGGAACGUAAAUUUUUUGUACACUUUUUUCAUUUUCGGCAUUCGGCUUUAUCUUUUGUCUCGUAACUUUCCAAUCGAGAAGUCGCAGGAUUUCGAAGAGAAUCAAACGAAAUCAAGGGGAAAUAAAAGAUAAUAGCCAUUAGUAAAUUCGUAGUGUGGAUAGAGAAAAAUAUAGAGAAGCCACCAUGAACCAGACACAGAAUCUCAACAAAUCCCUGAAUCUGCUGGACAAAACGCUUCCGAUUUCCGUGGUCACUGCUCCAGAAUUGCGAGCUCGUCGACAGUUCAGCUUCAAUGGAUUGCAGUACGAGAUGAGUGGGCUGUUGCCACGACCGCCUCCUCAGCAGAUGCGCAGCAGAUUCUCCAGACUUCGAGCAGGUGGAGUGGAAUUGGAAGCAGGGAAAGGAAAAGCAGGGAAAGAAGGACUUGGAGCUGGAGUUGGAGUCUCCAAGGAGAGAAUGCAGAGUGUUGGCUCCAGCCAAAUCAUCGCCAGCAAAUCCUUCGUGGAAUCGGCUGGCGGCGAUGGUGGCCCACCUUCAGCGGAUCAGAAACGAGUUCUGCCCAAACGAGUGCACUUGGGUGAGCGAGCCUCGCCGACUAACGCAGGCAUUCGGAUGCCCAGGGUGCCAAGUGAGCUGGAGCUGCCAAAGGAAGUGUCUCGAAAACCUCAAUCGAUUUAUGGCAGCCAAACGGACUUGCGGAGCAAGAGGAUGAAGUACGAAGAGGACUUGAAAAGGGAACAGUAUCGGGAACACUUGAGGAGGGAGAGGAAGGAGCGCCGCAAGCAGAUACAGAUGGAACUGGAGGGCAGUAAAUCGUACGAGAGUGCCGAGGGUGACCUUGCCGCCCAGCAGAGCUGGCUGUUGGCCCAAUCCCUGCUGAGGGCCUACGGGAGUGGACUGGUCCAGUCGCCGGCCGGCGAGGGAAGCGCCGCCAAGAUGGACUACAUCACACUGGCCGGUCUGGUGCUCGGCUGCCUGGCAUCCCAUGUGCUCUUCCUGCUCUGCUGGUACUUCAGCUGGCUGAAGAACCAGGCGGUGGGGAUGCGGCGGCGCUUCCUGGGCAACGCCAAUCUGUGGGAGUUCUUCGACCUGGAGGACACCAGCCGGUACUCGGUGCAGACCAAACUGGUGCUGGCACCGCUGAUCGUCGUCUGCGGCCUGCUCUACUGUGUGGUCAACAUGCUGCAUCUGGUGGUGCAGGUGGUGCGAUCGGAUGUGCCGCGCACAGUGGUUGUCUUUGUCCAGCGGGUGGCGAACAGCGGACUGAUCGGAACGAUAGCCAUGGCAUUGGCCGGAAUCGGAAUCGGAGUCGGAGGUGCCGGAGGAGAAGCUUUGCGGGGACGCCAACAGAAGCCAGCGAUGUCUUAAGCCACGUUCUUUGUCCCCGAAAGAUCAAGGAAUAUGAAUAUUGGAUCUGAUUCCACAUCUAACAGCCUGAUUUAAACCGAUUGCUACCUGGUCAUUCAUCGUGUGUUGGUGGCUAAUUAGCAAUAAAACAAACACAACUAAAAUAUUGGGUCA
Molecule: messenger RNA, 1569 nt
Organism: Drosophila ficusphila
Lineage: Eukaryota; Metazoa; Arthropoda; Insecta; Diptera; Drosophilidae
Exons: 1
Coding region: 232-1416 (394 amino acids)
Source: RefSeq, a predicted model, not a curated record